CCCGCUCGCCCAGUGCUGCCGAGGCCACCAGCACUUCCCAGUGCGCUCGUGGUGGCUUGCGGGCAGCAUUGGCCCCAGAGCCUCCUCUGCGGUAGCCUCGCCUCUCCAUCCAGCGCAGUGCCGCAUCAAACGCUCCAGUAGCUACUCGUUGCUGUGGCCGCUCUGCGUUGACUCGCGCUGUGCCUCCGCUGCCACCAAGCCUGCACUGCUGCGGGUGCCGCGGUGCGCCCCGAGCUCCGCAACCCUGCGGCGGGCGGCAUGGGAUAAUGCGGCCAUGGUGCGCCGAGAUCGCCUCCGCAGGAUGAGGGAGUGGUGGGUCCAGGUGGGGCUCCUGGCUAUGCCCCUGCUUGCUGCCUACUUGCACAUCCCACCCCCUCAGCUCUCUCCUGCUCUGCAUUCAUGGAAGACUUCUGGCAAGUUUUUCACCUACAAAGGACUGCGCAUCUUCUACCAAGAUUCUGUGGGUGUAGUUGGAAGCCCUGAGAUAGUUGUGCUUUUACAUGGCUUUCCAACUUCCAGCUAUGAUUGGUACAAGAUCUGGGAAGGUCUGACCCUGAGGUUUCAUCGAGUGAUUGCCCUUGAUUUCUUAGGCUUUGGCUUCAGUGAUAAACCAAGACCACAUCACUAUUCCAUAUUUGAACAAGCCAGUAUCGUGGAGGCGCUUUUGCGGCAUCUAGGGCUCCAGAACCGUAGGAUCAACUUAUUGUCUCAUGAUUAUGGAGAUAUUGUUGCUCAGGAGCUGCUGUAUAGGUACAAGCAGAAUCGAUCUGGUCGGCUUACCAUAAAGAGUCUCUGUCUGUCAAAUGGAGGUAUUUUUCCUGAGACUCACCGUCCUCUGCUUCUCCAAAAGCUACUCAAAGAUGGAGGCGUGCUCUCACCCAUCCUUACGAGGUUGAUGAACUUCUUUGUAUUCUCUCGAGGGCUCACCCCAGUCUUUGGACCGUAUACUCGACCUUCUGAGAGUGAGCUGUGGGACAUGUGGGCAGGAAUCCGCAACAAUGAUGGGAACUUGGUCAUAGACAGCAACAGGAAAGGAGAUGCAGGAUUUCCCUGUCUUAUACAAAGGAUUGCCGUGCUGCAAUUCAAAUGAGAAGAUGAGAAUGGAACCACUCUCACUGAGGGGUCUAGAGAUGAUGUUAUCUGUUAAGUCCUUGAAGUGAGGCUCUGUUCUUUUCCCAAAUGGGUCAGUGUACCUUCCAGUGUUCACUGAUAGCUUUGCUGGGAACUGUGCAUUAAUGGGAGCCACUCUUCCCUCCCACCCCUAUCCCCCAUGAAUUCCUCAAAGAUUCAUUUUACUAUACAAAAUUAAAAAACAGAACUCUCUUAAAAUUCUCUUAUAUUUUCCUUUCCAAAAAGCAAAUACUGUUUCUAAGAAGUGACACUGAGGUUCACAAAAAUAACUGUCCUGGAGGUGCCAGGCAGAACAAUUACAAUGCAUGAGUUUGUUAACACAUAACUGUGGCAUCUCACAUUUAGUAAAAAAAAUUCUCCCCAUUCUAUUUGUGGUACAGAGAUGAUGAAACCUUAUGACCUUCUACAUUUAGAAUUUCAGACACAGAUGUCAAUUUAGAGACCCUACAGUUCAACCCUCUCAUUUUAAAAAUGAGGAAACUGAGAUUAAACGUAUGUGCUACAUCAUAUUUUGGAGGCUCUGAGUUGGUUACUGUGGAGCCAAAAUUCAAACUGAAUAUUCAGGCUGUAGUUACAUAUACUCCAAAAUAAUUCUUGGCCUUCCUGUGACCUCAUUUCUUGCUUACUAAAUACACAGAACCAUUGAUGCUCACAUGGAUAGUAGGUAGCCAUUGCUCUAGUCACUUGAUGCUUAACACAAACGGAUAGAGUGGGCUGUUCCAAAAAUUCCAGAUUGGUUCUGGAUUAAGAUUUGUCAGUUACAGCCUGUGCCAGCCAUUUGAGUCCCAAAACAAUAAAGGUUUCUUAUUCUGCUCCUGCUGACUUACCUGUC
Molecule: messenger RNA, 1963 nt
Organism: Cavia porcellus (domestic guinea pig)
Lineage: Eukaryota; Metazoa; Chordata; Mammalia; Rodentia; Caviidae
Gene: Mest
Product: mesoderm specific transcript
Exons: 10
Coding region: 275-1090 (271 amino acids)
Biological process (GO): acylglycerol catabolic process
Cellular component (GO): mitochondrion
Molecular function (GO): monoacylglycerol lipase activity
Source: RefSeq, a predicted model, not a curated record